Messenger RNA from Anneissia japonica, 472 nucleotides. Its product is annotated as MAM and LDL-receptor class A domain-containing protein 1-like. The annotation marks the transcript as partial. The transcript is spliced from 4 exons. Gene Ontology annotation, biological process: nervous system development. NCBI's taxonomy places the organism in Eukaryota, Metazoa, Echinodermata, Crinoidea, Comatulida, Comatulidae. The record is from RefSeq and is a predicted model, not a curated record. Gene Ontology annotation, cellular component: membrane.
CUCUCUAAGGAUCUUGUUAACAAUAUUGAAACUUCGCUUUGGUCCAAGACAGGUGAUCUGAAUGAUCAAUGGCGCUUUACUCAGAUAUCUGUGUCGGCCUCCCAUCAGUACAAGAUAAUCGUUGAGGGAGUAGUGGGAUCAAAUUAUCAAGGUGACAUUGCUAUCGAUGAUGUAGAGUUGACCACUGGGUCAUGUGGACGUCCAGGUUUUUGCGACUUUGAAGAAGGUAUGUGUGCGUGGUCCAAUACUGUCAACGAUGAUUGGGAUUGGCUGCGAGCAAAUGGGAAUACCCCAAGUUCUUAUACUGGUCCAACUACAGAUCAUACUACCAAUUCUGACCAAGGAUUCUACAUAUUCUUUGAGACCUCGUUCAGUGGCAUGACAACUGGUGAUACGGCUCAGCUGUUCAGCGAACAUCUUGACUCCACCAGUGUAUCAUGCGUCAGUUUCUGGUAUCAUAUGUACGGCUCCG